Messenger RNA from Aspergillus wentii DTO 134E9, 1612 nucleotides. Its product is annotated as cystathionine beta-lyase STR3. The coding region runs from base 203 to 1528 and encodes 441 amino acids. The record is from RefSeq and is a predicted model, not a curated record. Gene Ontology annotation, molecular function: pyridoxal phosphate binding. Lineage: Eukaryota; Fungi; Ascomycota; Eurotiomycetes; Eurotiales; Aspergillaceae. Gene Ontology annotation, cellular component: cytoplasm. The transcript is spliced from 3 exons. Gene Ontology annotation, biological process: 'de novo' L-methionine biosynthetic process; transsulfuration.
CUUUUUCUGGGGAUCCAAAGUUGUUUCUUCCUCUUUAUUUUCCCAUCUCCUUCUUCCUAUCCCAAACUCUCUGCAUUGACUCGACUGAAUUGCCAUCGCGAGUCUUUCCGCGUUCUUCCUUUGACUUUGUCGUUAUCCUCCCCAUCCUUCCUCUCUCUUCUUUCCCGCCUCCCGCAUCCCCUUGCCGACCCACCCCGCAGCGAUGUCGGCCUCAGGUUCAGAAUUGCCCACCGCUGGUUCUUCAGCAGCUCCCAAUGCUUUGAAGAAGGCAUUCCCUCAUGUUGACGUCGAGGGUCACGAUCUCCCUCCUUCCCCUACUCCUUCUAGCCCGCGUACGGGCAAGCGCUAUGCCAUUGCUACUGAGCUUGUAUACACCGACUCCAAUGACCAGUACAACGCGAGCAGUGUCCCGAUCUACCAGAGUGCCACAUUUAAGCAAACUUCCGGUGGUGGAGGUGGAGAGUAUGACUACACUCGCUCUGGUAACCCGACCAGAACGCAUCUCGAGCGACACCUAGCCAAGGUUAUGUCCGCUCAGCGUGCUCUGGUUGUGUCCUCUGGCAUGGCUGCUUUGGACGUUAUUACACGAUUGCUUCGUCCUGGUGAUGAGGUGGUGACUGGUGAUGACCUGUACGGCGGUACCAACCGUCUCCUCAAAUACCUGUCGACCAACGGUGGCAUUAUUGUGCACCACGUUGAUACCACGCAGCCAGAGAAGGUGGUUGAGGUGCUGAGCCCGAAGACGGCGAUGGUUUUGCUCGAAACCCCCACGAACCCGCUCAUCAAGAUCGUCGACAUCCCGCGCAUCGCCGCGUCGGCACACGAAGCCAACCCCAACUGUCUUGUGGCUGUUGACAACACCAUGAUGUCUCCCCUUCUGCUGAACCCGCUUGAGCUGGGUUCGGACAUCGUCUACGAGAGUGGUACCAAGUACUUGUCGGGUCACCACGACCUUAUGGCGGGUGUCAUUGCCGUCAACGACUUGGCUCUCGGAGAGCGGCUGUUCUUCCCCAUCAAUGCCUCUGGAUGUGGACUGUCGCCCUUUGACUCGUGGCUGUUGAUGCGUGGUGUGAAGACACUCAAGGUCCGGAUGGACCAGCAGCAGAGCAACGCACAGCGCAUUGCUGAGUUCCUCGAGUCGCACGGCUUCAAGGUGCGGUACCCCGGACUGCGGUCACACCCGCAGUACGAUCUCCACCACUCCAUGGCGCGGGGUUCCGGAGCUGUCUUGUCGUUUGAGACUGGCAAUGUGGAAGUCAGUGAGCGCAUUGUUGAGAGCGCCAAGCUGUGGGCGAUCAGUGUCAGCUUCGGCUGUGUGAACAGUUUGAUCAGUAUGCCCUGCCGCAUGAGCCAUGCCAGUAUCGACGCAAAGACCCGACAGGAGCGGGCGAUGCCUGAAGAUAUUAUCCGACUGUGCGUGGGUAUUGAGGAUGUGGACGAUCUGAUUGACGACUUGCGACGAGCGCUCGUCCAGGCUGGCGCUGUCAAUGUGACAUUGGAUGGCAUUGAGGCGAACACCUCUGUGUAAUGAUCUGAUGUCGGUUUUUGUAGUCGCCACAAGGCGACUCAUGUCUUUUUUUUUUUUUUUUUUUUUUGUUCAUAUAUCAUCCAC